UGUUCUCAAACGAUGGAUGGAGAGCGGUUGUCCGAGGUAGAGUGAAAUAUAUCUACUGCUGCAAAUAGCUGCACCGAGUCAGCUUUAAACAGUUUUUAUUCGAAAUUAAGAAGUCAAGGAUAAGGAGUCAACACUUUCUGUAAUGAACGUUAUUUAAGCUCACCACCGUUAUUUUCUCAUUUCAUUGCGAACUUCAUUUUCUAGAUUGAACUCUGCCUUCCUCGAAUUGGCUCGGAGGCUGCCUUCUAAGAACAUUUAAACAUUAAUUCUGGGGAAGCUUUUUUUUUAAUAUAUAUAUAUAUAUAUAUAUACAUAUAUAUCAUAGACUAAUGUUUACCUACUGGAAUUAUUUUUUGUUAUAUUUUACCUGCAUUUGCGUUGUGCAUCAGCAUAGAAUGCAUUUGUAACAACGGAUUUUUAACGCUUGUUGGGGCUGUGCUUACAAUGGUAAAAUAAUACGGAAAUAUCCUCUUGAAUUUACAUUUUUGGUCUGAACAAAUACAACUAUUUGUUAGACUAAUCAUAUGACUGAAAAUAAGCAUGGAGGGGUCUCCUUUGAAGAUACUGAUUUCUCUCUGGUGUCCGCUCAUGAUUGCUGCCUACAGUGUGGAGCUAGGAACAUACGACCUAGAACGAGGGAGACCAGCCAAAUGCGAACCCAUAGUAAUUCCCAUGUGCCAGGGCAUUGGCUACAACAUGACCAGAAUGCCCAAUUUUAUGGACCAUGAAAACCAAAAAGAGGCUGCCAUCAAGCUGAAUGAGUUUGCACCUCUAGUGGAUUACGGCUGUGAUGUGCACCUUCGUUUCUUCCUCUGCUCACUCUAUGCCCCAAUGUGCACUGAUAAAGUGUCUACCUCCAUCCCAGCCUGCAGGCCUAUGUGUGAGCAGGCCAGGCAGAAGUGCUCACCCAUUAUGGAGAAGUUCCACUACGCAUGGCCUGACUCGCUGGAUUGCUCCAGGCUCCCGACCAAGAAUGACCCCAACGCGCUGUGCAUGGAGGCUCCAGAGAACGACACCAAGACGGAUAUCAAGAAGGGAGAGGACAUGCCUUUUGUUCCCCCUCGGCCCAGGCAACCGGGUAGCAGUAACGGGCGCUCCAUGGGCAGUCUGGGGUCCUGCGAGAACCCAGAGAAGUUCCAUUAUGUGGAGAAGAGCCAGUCGUGUGCUCCUCGCUGCUCCUCUGCAGUGGACGUGUUCUGGUCCAGACGGGACAAGGACUUUGCCUUCAUCUGGAUGACAGUGUGGUCAACACUCUGUUUUGUCUCCACGGCCUUCACCGUUCUCACCUUCCUCCUGGACCCCCACCGCUUCCAGUACCCCGAGCGGCCCAUCAUCUUCCUCUCCAUGUGCUACAACGUCUACUCUGUGGCCUUCAUCAUCCGCUCGGUGGCCGGGGCCGAGAACAUCGCCUGCGACCGGGAGAAUGGCGAGCUCUACAUCAUCCAGGAGGGGCUGGAGUCCACAGGCUGCACCAUCGUCUUCCUCAUCCUCUACUACUUCGGUAUGGCCUCGUCCAUCUGGUGGGUCAUCCUCACCCUCACCUGGUUCCUGGCCGCUGGUAAGAAGUGGGGCCACGAGGCCAUUGAGUCCCACAGCAACUACUUCCACAUGGCCGCCUGGGGCAUCCCAGCUCUGAAGACAAUCGUCAUCCUCACCAUGAGGAAGGUGGCAGGGGAUGAGCUGACGGGUCUGUGCUACGUGGGCAGCAUGGACUCUGGAGCGCUCACCGGCUUUGUGCUCAUCCCUCUGUCCUGCUACCUGGUCAUUGGCACGUCCUUCGUCCUCACCGGCUUUGUGGCGCUCUUCCACAUCCGCAAGGUGAUGAAAACCGAAGGCACCAACACGGAAAAGCUGGAGAAGCUAAUGGUGAAAAUCGGCAUCUACUCCAUCCUGUACACAGUGCCCGCCACCUGCGUCAUCAUCUGCUACUUCUACGAGAGGCUUAACAUGGACUACUGGAAGUUCAUAGGUCUGGAGGUCAAGUGCGUGUCGUUCCCCGGGCGCCGGAACGAGGACUGCUCCCUGGAGUCGUCGGUGCCCACUGUGGUGGUGUUCAUGCUGAAGAUCUUCAUGUCCCUGGUGGUGGGCAUCACCAGUGGUGUGUGGGUGUGGAGCUCCAAGACCCUGCAGACCUGGCAGGGCCUGUGCAGCAGGAAGCUGGCAUCAGACAGGACUAGCAGGAAGCCCUGUGGCAGCGUGAGCUGCAGCACACACUGUCAUUACAAAACCCCUGCCGUGGUGCUCAACAUGGCCAAGACAGACCCUUACUCAGACAGCCCCACACAUGUCUGACGCUGACAGUCAGUAUAUUACCAGUAUGCAGUUCAUUCAAUGCUCUGUCUAAACACAGGAAGCUACUGGGGUGACAUUGUAAUAUAUAGAAUAAGAAUAAGAUUGAGAUUGAGAGGAAGGAGAGAAGUUAUAAUUCAACUGUCCAUUGUUGCUUUUCUGUGCAACUUUCCUUAUUUCAGUAUUAAUGGGAAAUGUUCAGUAUUGCUCUCUAUAAACACACAAGAUGUGUGGACUGUAUUGCAUAGAGAUGCUCAACUGCAAUGCAGAAAAGGCCUUGCAUGGACAUUUUAAAGGAGAGGCAUUGUUCUCCCCCGAACUGGGUAUAAAUAACUACAUAAAUAAGUUUAAAUGUUAAACAGUCUAUUUAUUGUAUAUAUAUUUAAUUGAAGUUUACUUUGGUUUCUCACACGUUUUGAUUGGAGUGAACAUGAAUCCAUGAGGCUAAAAUAGUAAACUACUGAGCAUCAAGGAAAAUACAGUGCCUCUUAUUGGGUUCUUAAGAAUAAUACAAUUGGGUAUACAUUUGGUCGUGGUUUAUUUACUAUUAUUAAAUUGAGUGUGAAUCCUAUACAUUUUUCAAUAUGGCUUAGUUUCAUUGGAUUGAUUGAGAAAAUUAUAUUGAGACUUGGGAGGAAAAUGCAUUGACAAAAAAUAUUGAAUUUUACAAUGUCUUUGAUAAUAAUUUGGCUCUAUAAUAAAUAAAUAUAAUUCUUACAAAAUGAGAAGUUUGUUAGAUUAUAUAUGGCUAUAGAUAUCCAUGAUUCAUUCAUGUCAUUAUUCCAGGACGACCAGAAUUAAUCAGAUGUGCUAGACUGGUUGAAGUAGACUGUAGUAGGGUUAAUUCUGUUUUAGGUGAAGUAGACUGUAGUAGAGUUCAUUCUGUUUUAGGUGAAGUAGACUGUAGUAGGGUUCAUUCUCUUUUAGGUGAAGUAGACUGUAGUAGGGUUCAUUCUCUUUUAGGUGAAGUAGACUGUAGUGGGGUUCAUUCUGUUUUAGGUGAAGUAGACUGUAGUAGGGUUCAUUCUCUUUUGGGUGAAGUAGACUGUAGUAGGGUUCAUUCUCUUUUGGGUGAAGUAGACUGUAGUAGGGUUCAUUCUGUUUUAGGUGAAGUAGACUAGUAGAGUUCAUUCUGUUUUAGGUGAAGUAGACUGUAGUAGGGUUCAUUCUGUUUUAGGUGAAGUAGACUGUAGUGGGGUUCAUUCUGUUUUAGGUGAAGUAGACUGUAGUAGGGUUCAUUCUGUUUUAGGUGAAGUAGACUGUAGUGGGGUUCAUUCUCUUUUGGGUGAAGUAGACUGUAGUAGGGUUCAUUCUCUUUUGCAAAUGAAAGGUAGCCUAAUUCCUAUGGUAAUGCCAACAUGCAAAUAUCAACUGUAAUCAUUUGGAGAAUUGGAGAAUUUUUCUCAAUAUAAGGAUAAAUGCAACAGUUUAUAUUCCUAACUUUUGUAGCCUAAUACGCCCAUUUCUUCUUACUCCAAAGCCUCUUUGAACACAUUUAUCACAGGACAAUAAGGCCAACAUUUGUUGUUUAUUUUCCUGUCGACCAUUUGGUCCUUAAUUUCCUCUCCUGCUUUGAAGCAAUUUUCUACAGUGAGAAUCGCGUGCCAUAUGUUCAACUGCAUAUAAGCUAGAUCCUGGAAGCAACAUGGACACACUAUUCCUCAAAGAGAAUUGGAGAUGAAUAGAGGGGCAAUCCAAGUAGUCUCAAGGUUUGGGUCAUCAUCUUUAAAGAGAUACUUCCUGGUUUUGACAAUGAAGCCCUUUAUCUACUUCCAGUCAGAUGAACUCAUGGAUACCAUUAUGUCUCUGCAUCCAGUAUGAAAGAAGUCAGAGGCAGUUUUCCGAUCCAAGGCUAACCAGCGUUAGCGCAAUAACUGGAAGUCUAUGGUAUCUACUAGCAUACUAGCAGUUACCAUAGACGUCCAGCCAUUGCGCUAACGCUUGUUAGCAACUUUCUUCAAACUGCAGGCAGAGACAUACAAAGGGUAGGCCUAUUCAAGAGUUCAUCUGACUCUGGGGAAGUAGAUAUAGGGCUUCAUUGCCAAAACCCUGAAGUAUCCUUUUAACAUGCGGGAGCUGUUCACAGAGAAAUAUAUUUAAUGGGUGUGCUAAUCCUUUCCCUGAACCACUAUUGUGCCCUGUCCUCCUCUCUGUUUGAUCCCCAUGCAAAUACAUGGCACUUUGAUCCAGGAGGAGGAAUUUGAAGUAGGCCAUCUAGAUCUCAGCACUAGUCCAACGCUUUACACCUGAAUUGGGAGGAAAUUAAUUGACGAUUUCUAUUUGACCAAAAAGUUUCACAAAUGUCAUACUACAUGCUACAUAUUGGUCAUUGGUUGCAUGGCUUUGUCUCAGUUUGAAUUUGGCACAUUCAAGCCUUAUGUUGCCAGCAACUGUUCUCAGUAAAUUAGGGUGUCAAUGUCAAUUAUAAGCACACCCGAAUAUAAGAGACCAUUUGUUUCACAGCAGGCUUGCUGGGAUGCAUGGUGUUUGACAGUAAAUGUAAUUGUUUAUGUCUGUCUGUGUAAUUGUGUUCCGUGUCAGGCAACACGAGGUGAUGGCAUGGAAAGAUGUGAGGACCAAGAGUUACAUUUACAUCAGACUGCUGCUCACUUUAACGUUUAGAUUUUGUCAAGCUUUAUAGACGGAGGUGUUGUGUUGUGGUUUUUCAUUUAACCUUUGUUAGACACCAUCAACUUUAAGAUUACAGCAAUUUAACCAAAUCAUUUAAGUUGAGAAGACAGUCUUUGCAGAACAGAGUAUCAUAUUGUAUUAUAGUGUGUGUGUGUGGGCACAUAUGUAAGGAGGGAGAGGUAGAUGGGGGUUAACCUCUGUGUUUUCCUCGCUUGGCCAUUAUAGACAUUGUCCAUUGCUUAGCAGAGAGAGCUGAAGUCUUGACAUUGCCAACCACAUUUAACUAUCAAAAGUGAGUGUGAGUUUCCUUUGAAGCAUGUCGCUGGGACAGAAUAACUGGAGUUAAAGCCACAUGCACCAGUUCACGUACGGUUGAACGAGCUGCUGGCUUCCUCUCGGGAUUACGCUCUGUGACAUGACCCAGUGAGGUGAAACACUUGCUCUUAAAAAACAGCCAGUCCCACCUGUGUUUUCUGUGAUUAGAUAGGAACUGCAGUCUGUUUAGGACAAGGGCUGAGUUAGGAGAUAUGGAGGUACUUAAUGUAUUUGUGUUGCUAGACAGAGAAAACAAAUCCCCAAAGACAACAUGCGGUGAUUGGAGUAACAGGGAGCGUUUGCAACCGUUUGUUGUUUAUAAACCUUGUUCAAUGAGGCUUGUUCCAUGAUUGAAUGCUGUCCGAACAUGUUAGUGCCAGUAGCUUGUGUAUUUUCUAGCUGUCUCCAGAGGAAAAACUUGUUCAGACUCACAACACCACUGAACUUCUGUUACGAUUGUCUGAAUGAAUGGACCAAGGCCCAGCGUACUUAGAGAUCCACAUGUUUAAUAAAUAUGAAACUUGCCUCCCGGGUGGCGCAGUGGUUAAGGGCGCUGUACUGCAGCGCCAGCUGUGCCAUCAGAGUCCCUGGGUUCGCGCCCAGGCUCUGUCGU
Molecule: messenger RNA, 5848 nt
Organism: Oncorhynchus mykiss (rainbow trout)
Lineage: Eukaryota; Metazoa; Chordata; Actinopteri; Salmoniformes; Salmonidae
Product: frizzled-9-like
Biological process (GO): canonical Wnt signaling pathway; non-canonical Wnt signaling pathway
Cellular component (GO): membrane
Molecular function (GO): Wnt-protein binding; transmembrane signaling receptor activity
Source: RefSeq, a predicted model, not a curated record